AUGCUUUCCCCAGAAGAAUUGAGACGCAACAAGCUCGCCAGCAAACCUCUCAAGUUUUCAAUCCUCGUUUGUGGCCAGUCUUCCUCUGGAAAGAAAACUUUCAUCAACACUCUUUGCAACCAAACUGGGGUCCAUAUCAACAAUGGCACCGUUCCUGGCAUCCCCACAACUCCACAACCCUCAUCUACCACCUUUGAUUUAGAUAUCUAUGAUAAAGACUACAUGCGCCUUGAGCAAUACACCCUUGACUUUUGUGAGCCCCCUGCCCCCCCUAUUUCUCUUAGUAUUUCCCUCACAUCAGGGUUGGGUGAAUCAGUGAAUAAUUCCAAUUCCAUCGCCAGAAUUACCGACUUCUUGGACCAACAGUAUUCCCAAGUGCUUCAAGAAGAAAUGAAGAUACGCCGCAACCCAAGAUUUCAAGACCCAAGAGUUCAUGCUGCUCUAUAUUUCAUUAAUCCUACGUCUCAUGGUUUGAAACCAUUAGAUGUUGAGCUCAUGAAGGCACUAAGUGGAAGGGUAAACUUAGUUCCUGUGUUGGGUAAAGCCGAUACUAUGACCAAGCACGAAACUAUAGUUAAUAAGUUGAAAAUAAUGAGAGAUAUUAAAAACAAUAAUAUUAAGGUUUACGACUUUGCAAAUGGUGAAAACAAUAGUGGUGGCGUCGAGGAGCAAGAAUCUAAUGAUAACGAUGAUUCAAGUUAUUUGAACGAUAUCUUACCAUUCACAGUCAUUGGUAGCAAUGCAACAAAAGUUGAUUUGAGUGGGAAAACUUGCCACAUUCGAAAAUAUUUUUGGGGAGAAAUUGAUAUUGAAGACCCGGAAAUUUGUGACUUCAGAAGAUUGAAGAACAUAUUGUUUGGGUCUCAUUUGGAAGAGUUCAAGGAUGUUACUCAUGACGUAUUGUAUGAGAGAUUCAGAACCGAGAAGUUAAUUUCACAGAAUUCGUAUAAUGAAGUUUCUGAAAAACUAUAA
Molecule: messenger RNA, 972 nt
Organism: Saccharomycopsis crataegensis
Lineage: Eukaryota; Fungi; Ascomycota; Saccharomycetes; Ascoideales; Saccharomycopsidaceae
Product: septin family protein
Exons: 2
Coding region: 1-972 (323 amino acids)
Biological process (GO): protein localization to bud neck; division septum assembly; actomyosin contractile ring assembly
Cellular component (GO): cytosol; septin complex; cell division site
Molecular function (GO): molecular adaptor activity; GTP binding; GTPase activity
Source: RefSeq, a predicted model, not a curated record